Messenger RNA from Lytechinus pictus (painted urchin), 1111 nucleotides. RefSeq lists its product as uncharacterized. Bases 20 to 616 code for a protein of 198 amino acids. The record is from RefSeq and is a predicted model, not a curated record. Lineage: Eukaryota; Metazoa; Echinodermata; Echinoidea; Temnopleuroida; Toxopneustidae. The transcript has 3 exons.
GGUUGAGCAGGAUUUUCAGAUGACUAUCUCAAGAGAAGCUUCCAAGAGGCUGCUGUUGGCAUGGCCAGAGAUGUCCAAACGAAUUAUUGAAUAUGUCACCAAUGUAGACGCCCCCAGAAGUUGGGAAGAAAAAAUCGGUCUGUCUGUGGAUAUCAAGGAUUUAUCAGAAGCUGAACAGCAGAAUUUGGCCUUGAACAUCUUGCCCUUCAUGUUCUGUGGACGCAGUAAGACAAUGUUAGGCAGAUGCACCCCCGACCAAGCCCUUCGGUCAUUCAUGGACUGGAAAGCUGAAGGGACUAGUGUGGAGUUCUACACCACAAGCAUGGUGAGCAAAGAGCAGCAGCCACAGCCAUUUGUUCUGCUUAUUGGAGGGAGCAGGUGGGACCCACUCCAAGCAUUUGCCGUGGUGGAACACAGGGCGGUGGCUUGCCCAAGUGCCCUAGCAGCAGUAGAUCUUGUCUUCAAGAUGACCUUCAUACUAGAUGUGGACUAUCAGCCAUACUGCAUGGCAGUGUGGCAGUUUUUGGAGAGCCUUGUCUACCAACUGGGAGAACCUGUCAAAACGGCAUCCAUCCUUCGAUUCCGCACCUGGAUGAGCCAGCAGUCGGUUGACUGAUUUGAUAAAUAUGAACUCAACAACAACCUUGAUAGUUUUUUUGGGGGGUUUUAUUUAUGUGAAUGGUAUCAUCUCCCCAAACUUGAAAGCGUCAUUUUUGUUUCGCCUGCAAAGCAAUAGCGAGAAAUAGGCAGUGCUUUUCCGCUGGCAAAUACGGCAGCAUUGGCGGCAUAUUAUGAAAAGCUCUAUUUUGAAAAGUAUAUAUUCGAUUUUCAUGAAACUUGGACACAAGAGUUGUCAAGUAACAACAAGUGAAAUGCCUUUGGCGGUCUCGCCUGCAUCACACAAAUUGGGUACAUUGUGGGUGCAACCAAUGAGUUCCUUACGACUUUUGGGAACAAAGUCCAUAAAAAUUUGAAAAUAAAAGGUACCAAUUCAAAAACUUAACCUUAUUUCAAAAUUAUUUUAGCAAAUUCCAUGAAACUUGUGUCGAAGGUUUAUCAAGUACCACAGAUGUGGGAGAAAUUUCAGGUCACAAAGUCAAGGUCAAUUAAC